This is a messenger RNA of Schistosoma bovis, 3223 nucleotides long. NCBI's taxonomy places the organism in Eukaryota, Metazoa, Platyhelminthes, Trematoda, Strigeidida, Schistosomatidae. The record is from the annotation of a GenBank genome assembly.
AUGAUCUCGACUUACGAAAAAGUUUUAUGGACGGCUACCAGACUUCUUCGAGUUUUGUCUGCAUGGAUUCCCGUCAAAUAUGAAAUAAUUGCUCAAGAUCCGCAUUUGGAUUUCUUUACUCAUUGUUUAGAAUGUCACUCAUCGCGAGUAAUAACAAACGCCCUAUGGACUAUGAGGAAUCUUUCAGAUAUUGCCGUAAAUAAUAUAACAUCGGAUGUCUCCGUUAAUGUAGUAAGACAGCUUCUUCAUCAACUGAGACUCAACAUAUGUAGUGAUAGCUAUGGAACUUACUAUUCAACCAAUACUGGAGGUGAUACUCCUAUGUCCCGGUGUGUUCUAGGAGCACUAGCAAAUUUAACAUGUAGGAAUAAUGCUGCAAAGUCCUACGUUGUUCGGCAUAACGGAAUUGAUUUAAUCAUGCAAAUAUUGUAUAGUGAAAUAAGUGGACAAAAAAAUUAUUAUCAUACAUUUUGUGAUAAUCUUAGUCAAUCUAUGUUAAAUAUGUCUAUUCAAUGUAAAAAUGAUAAUGAUCAUUCUAAUAUAGUUAAAAAAUGUUUAAAUAAAUUACAUAACAAUGAUAAUAAUAAUAAUAAUAAUAAUCACUACCAUGUAACAAAAUCUCCAAUCAUAGCAACAACAACGACAACAGUAUCCUCAUCAUCAUCAUCAUCAAUAAUCAAUAAUCAAUCAAUAAAACAAAAAAAUGAAUUACAUUUAUUAAAUUAUUUUUCUUCUUAUAAUAAUAAUAAAUUAAAUAAUUUAUUAAAUAUAUCAAUAUUUAAUUCAACAUUAGAUUUAAUUGAAGCAGGUUUACGUUGUUUAUCACAUUUAACAAUUGGACAUAUGGAAUUAAUAAAUGUUUAUCAUUAUUUUAUACAUCAACGUAUUGCAUCCAAAUUAAUUAUAUCAAUGGGUAAUAUAUAUUUACCAUUAUUAUUAUCAUUUCCAUUUGAUCAAUAUAUUAAUUUAUAUAAAGAUACUACUAUUAAUACUACUACUACUAAUACUAAUAAUAAUAGUAAUAAUAAUAAUAAUAAUAAUAAUAAUGAUUGGGAAUUUGAUUGUUUAACCCAAAUACUUCAAUUAACAAAGACUUGGACUAUAUUAGUACGAAAUUUAUGUAUAAAUUAUUAUAAUAAUGAUGAAUUCACAUCUAUAACAAAAGCAAAUUCAUACGAUACAUUAUUAAAUAAUAAUAAUAAUAAUAGUAAUAAUAAUAAUACAAAUCUAUGGCCUAAGCAUUUACGUUCACAAUUUCGUCAUGGUAUUCAUAAAUUAGUACAAAAUUUAAGGCAUUUAAUAAAUACAAUUCCUCGAGAUUUACAACCAAAAGAACUUAAACCUACUAUGGAAUUUGUUCAUAAUGUAUCAAUGACAUUAUUCUCAUUGAAUAGCAAUAAUAAUAAUAAUAACGGUCAUAUUAAUAACAGUACCACUACCAAUUAUGAUAGUCAAUAGAAUAUUGGAUCCCUUAGUAACAAUUCAUUGAAUAACUUUAAAACAACUACUAUGAUUAAUUGGUAUUUCAAUGGUGCAUGAUCCUUUAUUCCUCUCCCCCCCCUCUUUUUUUUUAAAAAAAAUCACAUUUAUUUUCAUGUUUUUAUUGUUGUUGCUUUGACUGAUAUUAUUCAUUCAUCUACCUCAUUCUAUUUAAAUAAUGUUUGAUGUUACACUAAACUGUUACCAUAUAUAUAUAUAUGUGAAGCAUAUAUGGGGUUAUACUCAUUUCAUUCCUACUACAUUUAUAUACCAGUGCAUUGUAUUCAGAUAGGUAUUACAAAAUGAUAAAUACAUUAUUCAAUUAAACUAUAUAUAUAAACACAUAUGAUCUACCUCAAUUUUAUUCAUGGAUUACUAUUGUCAUCAUUAAAUGAAUAUAUGAAGAGUUGUUUAUAUACAUAUAUUUGUUUCUGAUAACUUGCUUUCAUCGAAUAAUUGUUUCCAGUCUUCAUCAUUUUGUUCUAAUUAUUCUUCUUCUAUCAUAUCAAUCUUCUUCAUAUUAUGAAUAUCAUCAAUUCUAUCUUUACCUCUUAGAGAUUUAUAUCUUCAAGAAUAUUCUAUUUUGUUUCAUGUUUAUAGAUCUUGUUUUAAUCUUCCUUCUUCUCUCUCUCUCUCCUUAUCACUAAUCUAUCUCUUUUUAAAACAUUCUAUAUGUACAUAUGAGUGUAGAUCUUUUAAUGUUUACAAGAUCUUAUCGUUUUCAUUUUAUGUUUUUUUUCUUCUUCUCCUAAUCACUAUCCUAACAAUCAUCAUCAUCAUCAUCGUUGUUUUAUUUCAAUCAAUCUCUAAGAAGAAUACUACUACUACUGCUGCUGCUUCUACUGUUGUUAUGGUUGUUGUUUUUGUUCCUAUCGUCACUAUCAUCUUAUUGUGAAUAGUGUAAUUCUUUAUUUUGAAUUUUUUUCAAUCCUAUUCAUCUUUAUUAAUUAUAUACAUAUUUCAUUGUUCUCUCUUUCUCACAUUCUAGUUUAUACACCUAUAUGCAUCAAGUAAUAAUUCGAUAGAAACGAAGAAAGAGAAGAUGAUGAUGAUGAUGAUGACAUCACUGAGUGGAUACAUCUUAUUGUGUUCAUCAGAGUAAUCUAUACUCUGAUUACUUUGAUGAAAAUAACUAGUCUAUCUCUGUCAUUUCAUUAAAUGUAUUUAUAUACGUGUUUGCUCAUUUACAAGCUUAUUAUUAAUACCUAUUAAUAAAUAAAUAAUUAAAUAAAUUUUCUGUUCAAUAAACAACUAUAUGUUUCUCUGUGUGUGUAUGUGUUUGUUUGUUUGUAUGUGUGUGUGCGUGUGUGUGUUGGUAUAUGGUAACUCUUAUUCUCCUCCUUUUCCCAUUGGCCGUAGCUAGAGCUCGCUUUCAACUCGGAUACGGGAACAUAUUCCAGCUUGGUUCUAUAAGAGUGAAAGGAAAACAGUUAGGAAUUCUAUACUUGAACACCUAAUCGACUAAAUCUUUACAUUUGUUUAACAUUUAAGAGUGAAUUGAUCAGUUCCACUAUAUAUAUAUUUUAUUUCUCUCUUCCCAAUAAUAUAAUUUUACUCAUCUUUCAACUGUCCAAUGCAUAAUCACUAUAUCGGAUACACGAUGGGAAUUCACCUGUACACACACACACACAUACAUAUAUAUAUUAAUAUAGUUGUGUUCUCUUAUAAUGAAAUUCUAAAGUGUGUUUCCAUGUUGUUGUUGUUUGUUUGUUUAUUAUGAUUUAAACUGAUAAGGUUUCCUUCA